Messenger RNA from Oryzias melastigma (Indian medaka), 1976 nucleotides. It is a transcript of the gene fyrd1, whose product is annotated as transforming growth factor beta regulator 1. The coding region runs from base 177 to 1808 and encodes 543 amino acids. The record is from RefSeq and is a predicted model, not a curated record. The transcript is spliced from 15 exons. Gene Ontology annotation, cellular component: nucleus. NCBI's taxonomy places the organism in Eukaryota, Metazoa, Chordata, Actinopteri, Beloniformes, Adrianichthyidae. Gene Ontology annotation, biological process: regulation of DNA-templated transcription; regulation of cell cycle.
UAUAUGUUAAAAUAUAUGAUAUAUAAACACUAUUUAUUUUAGUUUAGAUACGAUUGGCAAAGUGUUGAAUGACCGGAAUUAAUUCAACGACUGUCGCGUAACAAAGGUUCCGCUUCAGACGGACGCUUAAAGUGGGACGCAAAUACAAACAGGACGAAGGCUUAUCCCAGUCGUUCAUGGAAUCACUCAACACCUUCGAGUCCGAGAUGGAGACAGACGGCCAGGGAAGCUACUCGCUGUUUCCAGCUUUGGAAAGCAUUGCAAGCCUGUCUGGAGCUGCGGAGACCCUUGAGAGUGAACCCACCAAUGAAAUUGCCGAGAAACCAAACCUCACCUGGCUUGAUGCUGCGCAGAUUGUCCUGGAGGAAGCUGGACGCCCCAUGCACAUAAAAGAAAUCAAACAGAGAAUCAUUGACAGGGGGCUUGUUCAAUCCAAUGCAAAAUCAAGCCUGGAAGCUGUGAUGUAUCGUGAGACUCAAAAAGGCAGCAGGAGGUUUAAGAGGAUUGAAAACAGAAACGGAGUCUUUGCAUUACUGACUGAUGAGGAGCGGCAGCAGGCUCUGCAGGCCUUCACUUCCCAGGCUUUCCUCGGAUCGCCGCAGACGAGUGCCACGUCCAGCUCCGGCUCUGCUGCCUCUGUGAAUGCCUAUCCGUCACUCUCCGUUUCUUCCGAGCACAAACCCAAGAUGAGGAGAGGUCCACGGAAAACCCAGAGCGAGAAGUACAGACUCAAGUACUUGAGGUUGCGCAAAGCAGCACGGGCCAUGAUAUUUGAAAAUGCAGCUCUCUGCGAUGAAGUCGCUCACAUUGAGGAGAAGUUCCUGAGAGCAAAGGAAGAGCGCAGGUUCUUGUUGAGGACUUUGCUCCAAUACCAGUCUGUGCCAGAGGGCGAGAUCCUCCCAACGCCCAGCUCCAGCUCGCUUCCACCUGUGCCGUCCGUGGCGUUAUCCUCCGGUCCAUCAGGGGCUUCAGGUCUGACCACGACCCACAGCUUCAUAUCAUCUGCCGGAGAGGAAGCACUGCUCAAGAAACCCAAGAAGGAAAGAAAAGAGCGAGGAAGAGAAAACGGAAGAGAAGAAGGUCCGAAAAAGAUUUCAAAAAAGAGGAAGCUGGCAGAUGGAUCACGAAAGCUGGUGCAGCCCAUUCCUCUGGAUUCUUCGGGUCGUCCCGUCUUUCCCAUCGUCCUCGGAGGUUUGACGGUGUACAGCCUGGGGGAGAUCAUCACAGACAGAGUCUUGUUCCACGAUGAGUGCGCCAUCUACCCCGUGGGCUUCUGCAGCACUCGCAUCUAUGCAAGCAUGAAAAACCCCGAGCAGCAGUGUCUCUACACAUGCCAGAUCAAGGAUGGGGGGGCAGGUCCUCAGUUCGAGAUCGUGCCUGAAGAAGACCCGCAGAACGCCAUUGUGGCGUCCUCCGCUCUGAUGUGCCACUCAAACUUACUCAAAACUGUUACGUCUAACAGCUCCAAGUCAGUUACACCAAUUGUGCCGUCGGGCGCAGACUUCUUCGGCUUCUCUCAUCCCACGAUCCAGAACCUCAUCCAGAGUUGUCCCGGAGCGCGCAAAUGCAGCAACUACAGGUGGAUCCGUUUUGACGUGUGUCGUCCCGGCGACGGCCAGGUGCCUCACAGUCUGUCAGAAGACGACGCCUCCGUCAACUUUGAAGCUUUCCUCCGACAUCAGAGCUUUGACGGGAACAUCAAGACGGAGCACAUCUCAGGUCAGACGUCACAGUCGCCAAGUUUUUCCCAUCAGCGGCAGCUCACCUCACCCACCAUGAAGCCUUCAACCUCUUAUUUCAGCUCCUGAGUUCUUCUGAAGUCACAGAAAUCACCAACAUUCCCCAGUGUUUUCCUGUGCAAAUCAUUCAGACAGAAGAUGGAGACAAAGUUGUAUUUUAGAAGCUCCACUCCUAUUUUCAACUCAUGGUUAUCACUGGACUUUAGCAUGUAAAUAAUAAUAAAAUCCUUUCCUGCA